Trichogramma pretiosum is the source of this 2357-nucleotide messenger RNA. RefSeq names its product zinc finger protein 845-like. The record is from RefSeq and is a predicted model, not a curated record. NCBI's taxonomy places the organism in Eukaryota, Metazoa, Arthropoda, Insecta, Hymenoptera, Trichogrammatidae. The transcript has 3 exons. The coding region runs from base 55 to 2100 and encodes 681 amino acids.
GUUGUAACACUAUUACAGACAGAUCAAUCGUCAACAAAUUUCUAAGCAGUCAAGAUGGAAUCGAGUGGAACGUUGAACUGUGCUGUUCGCGUGAAAGAAGAACCAAUCGACGUGUUGCUCGGUGAAAAUGAUUACAUUGUAAUUGACAAGACAGCCGAUGUCAACAAUUUUCAAUUCCUCAGGCAUUCGCAUGAAAAUCGAAUUCAUAUGCUUCAAAAAUCUGACGAAAAUCACGAAAGUCAACAUGACGACUUGGCGAUCGAGUUGGAAUGUAAAGACAUGAAGCCGAGCUUGGAUUUAUUAGCAGUUAUGAAAAUUGAAAAUUGUUCUGAAGAUCACUUGGCAGCUAUUGAAAAUGGUAACGAAUAUCAAACUCAAAACAUUAAAUUAGAACCUUUGGAUGCAGUAAAAAAGGAAUCUUUUGUGGACGACGCCAAUCAAUUUAAUAUGAACUCAAACUGUGAACUCAGCAAGCCAAAGAAUAGAAGAACAGUUAUGAAAAAGUUGAAUUAUAAUCAUAAUAUCAAAAAACACAUUGUGGACAUGCCAAAUGGAAAAAUCGCUUAUCCUUGUGAUACAUGUGGAAAGGCAUUUAGACAACGAAAAAGUCUCAAAGUCCAUAUCGACUCGGUGCAUCUUAAAAUCACCCACAGUUGUGACUUAUGUGGAAAGACAUUCUCAGUUAAAAGUUACCUCAAAAUGCAUAUUGAAGCGAUACAUAAUGGUAAAACUCCCACAUGCGAUAUCUGCCAAAAAACGUUCUCUCAAAUGAGUAAUCUUCGCAGCCACAUCAACUCAGUUCAUAAUGGUACAAUCACCCAUUCUUGUGAUACAUGUGGAAAGUCAUUCGGACGUAAGAGUAAUCUUAAAAAUCACAUCGAUUCGAUGCAUCUUAAAAUCACUCAUGGCUGUGACUUAUGUGGAAAGACAUUCUCAGUUAAAAGUUACCUCAAAAUGCAUAUUGAAGCGAUACAUAAUGGUAAAACUCCCACAUGCGAUAUCUGCGGAAAGACGUUCUCUCAAAAGGGUAAUCUCCAAACCCACAUCAACUUAGUGCAUGAUUGUAAAAUCACCCAUUCUUGUGAUACAUGUGGAAAGUCAUUCGGACGUAAGAGUAAUCUUAAAAAUCACAUCGAUUCGAUGCAUCUUAAAAUCACUCAUGGCUGUGACUUAUGUGAAAAGUCAUUCUCACUUAAAGGUUAUCUCAAGAAACAUAUUGAAGCGAUACAUAAUGGUAAAACUCCCACAUGUGAUAUUUGCGGAAAGACGUUCUCUCAAAAGGGUAGUCUCCAAACCCACAUCGAUUCAGUGCAUAAUAGAAUGAAAAGUUACGAAUGUGACGUGUGUGGCAAGAAGUUCUCCCGAAAGGGCACUCUGAAAAUUCAUACCAAUUCCAUGCAUAAAGGUACCACCUACCCAUGCGAUUUUUGCGGAAAGACAUUUUCUCAAAAAAGUUAUUUGAAAUAUCAUAUCGAUUCGGCACAUAACAGUAUCAGACAAGAAUGUGAUACAUGUGGAAAGUCAUUCUCAGCUAAAAGUUACCUCAAAAUACAUAUUGAAGCGAUACAUAAUGGUAAAACUCCCACAUGCGAUAUCUGCGGAAAGACGUUCUCUCAAAAGGGUAAUCUCCAAACCCACAUCAACUUGAUGCAUGAUUGUAAAAUCGCCCAUUCUUGUGAUACAUGUGGAAAGUCAUUCGGACGUAAGAGUAAUCUUAAAAAUCACAUCGAUUCGAUGCAUCUUAAAAUCACUCAUGGCUGUGACUUAUGUGAAAAGUCAUUCUCACUUAAAGGUUAUCUCAAGAAACAUAUUGAAGCGAUACAUAAUGGUAAAACUCCCACAUGUGAUAUUUGCGGAAAGACGUUCUCUCAAAAGGGUAGUCUCCAAACCCACAUCAACUUGGUUCAUAAUAGUAAAAAAAGUUAUGAAUGUGAUGCCUGUGGCAAGAAAUUUUUCCGAAAGGAUCGUUUGAAACAUCAUACCGAUUUCGCACAUAAUGGCAUCACCUUCCCAUGCGAGUUUUGUGAAAAAACAUUUUCUCAAAAAUGGUGUUUGAAAACUCACACCGAUUCGUUUCAUAAAAAUAUCAAUUACCCAUGAAAUUUCUGUGAGCAAAAAUACAAGAAACAAACUAGUCUCGUUAAACAUGUCAAAUCGUCGCAUGCAAGUAAUGCCCACUAUACCCAUGUCAUAAAUUCGGCAAAUCAUUUUUAUUAAAGAAUAAUCUUAAAAAGGCUCAUCGCUGAUGCAUUAUAAUCUGAUAACGAAUGUAACAAACUGAUUGCUAAUUGUAUUGCAAAACUACCAUACUUGAUCUAGUAUAUUUGUUUAAAUGACUAAUUCAGACAAUUGUUUCU